AUGGAUCCUAGUGGAUCCUGGUGGAUCCUAUGGAUCCUGGCGGAUCCUGAUGGAUCCCAGGAUCCACCAGGAUCCGCUUUUCCCCCCUUGGCUUCACUUGCUGGCAAACAUCCUUCGUUAUUAACAUCUCUAACAAUUAAUAAUUGUACUCUACCCAUGGAACAUAUAGAAUCAUUACUUUCCCAAACACCAGCACUUAAUUAUCUUAAAUUAAUAUCCUGUGAACGUACAUUCGACACUAUUUUCGAUGGUUAUAACUGGGAACAGUUUAUUCUUAAUAAAUUAUCUCAACUCAAUCAAUUUGAAUAUUUCUUUUCAUUUACUAGCACAAUAAACAACUAUAUGAAAGUUCUGAAUCAUGUUCUUGCUUCAUUUCAAACUCCAUUUUGGCUACAAGAAAAACGCUGGUUUACCAUUUGUGGCUAUGUAUUUGGAUUCGAAAUAUUUGAACUUUAUACAACUAAAAUUAAUAUGACUGAUUCAGAUAAUUUAAUCAAAUUUGAGAAGCUAGCCGAAAACAAUACAUAUCGUUUCGUUGGACAACCGUCGAAAUAUGAUAGCAAAAAAGGAUUAAAUUCAUUAAACCUUGCAAAACAUCAGAUUGGUGAUCAAGAAGUACAAUGUCUGGCUGAAGCACUGAAAACUAAUAAUACACUUACUAUCCUUAAUCUUGAAGGAAAUCAAAUUGAAGAUAGAGGAGCCGAAUAUCUUGCAGAUCUGCUACAAAAUAAUAGGACACUUAUCGCUAUAAAUCUUCGCGGCAAUCAAAUUGGCAUGAUCGGUGGACAAUAUUUCUUCAAGUUACAACAAAAUAAUACAACAUUGAAGAAGCUUCAAAUGAGUAACAAUGCCGAUAAUUUCUGUACCAUUGUUGAAAUUGCUCAUAGAAUAAGGCACGAUAAGGCACUCAAUUCAUUAAACCUGGAAAAGCGUCAGAUCAAUGACCAAGCGGCACAUUGUUUGGCUGAAGCACUAACAACUAAUAAUACGCUGUUUUCAUUUAAUCUGAGAAAUAAUUAUCUCAGUGAUAUUGGCAUAGAAUUGAUAGCUGAUUCAUUAAGAAACAACACCACACUCUCAAACAUCUAUCUAAAUGGAAACCCCAGUCAUCUCUGUGACGCAGUCACAACGAUGCAACGAUUGAAAUGUGAUAUGUCGCUGACGAAUCUGACAGUUCAAGGAUGUCGAAUUGGUGAUAAAGGUGUACAAUAUUUGACUGAUGUUUUCCAAUAUAAUAAGACGAUCAGUACAAUAAAUCUUGAUAAUAAUGAAAUUAGUGAUAAUGGGAUAAAAUAUCUAGUUGAUGUUUUGAGAAACAACAUCACACUCACUACGUUAAGUCUUGGUUAUAAUAGAAUUACUGACGAUGGAGAAAAACAUCUCGUUGAUAUGAUUCAAAACAAUACGACACUUACUACGCUUGAUCUUGAAGGAAAUCAAAUUGAAGAUAGAGGAGCUGAAUAUCUUGCAGAUCUUCUACGAAACAAUAAGACACUUAUUACUUUGAACCUUCAGAACAAUCGUAUUGGUGACAUCGGUGCACAACAUCUUCGUGAAGUUUUGCGAAUAAACAAAACACUUUUAAAGUUUACUCUAAAGGGCAAUCAAAGUACUUUAUGUACAAAGGUUCAAAUGGAACAUGAGGUAGCGCUUGAAAUGAUAAGUACCACAGUAGAUUGGACAGGUCAUCAGAUACGAGAAGAAAAAUUAGAGUGCUUGAGUACUGCGCUACAAACAAACUAUAUAACAAUAGUUUUGAUCCUUGAUGAGAAUCAAAUUGGAGACAAUGGCAUGAGAUAUCUCGUCGAUGGCUUAUUGAGGAAUAAGACGUUGCAAGAAUUGAGUCUUCGAAAGAAUCGAAUUGGUGAUGAAGGAGUGAAAUGUAUCGCCGAUGUUUUGAAAGAAAACAUGACACUUACUACAUUGAAUCUUAGCAAGAACUCAAUUGGAAAUGAUGGAGUGAAAUAUCUCGCUGAAGUUUUGAAAGAGAAUAUGACACUUACCACAUUAAUUCUUUCCAAUAAUCUAGUUGGUGAUAAUGGAGCGAAAUAUGUAGCUGAUAUAAUAAAAAAUAAUACAAAACUCACUACAUUGAAGUUGGAGAACAAUCGAAUUGGUGAUGAUGGAGCACAAAAACUCGUUACUGCUUUAAACAUCGACACCACGUUGUGCAAUAUUCUUCUCAAUGGCAAUGCCACACAUUUCUGUGUCGUAGUUGAAGUUUUGCAUCAGCUACGACAUGGAAAACAUUCUAUGAAAGAUGAAGAAGUUCCAUUUUUAGCUCAAUCAUUGAUGGAUAACAAGACAGUUGUCGAAUUGAAUCUUUCUUCAAAUCAGAUUCGAGAAAAUGGUGCUCAACAUCUGGGCAAUGCUUUACGAAAUAAUACAGUAUAUUGA
This is a messenger RNA of Rotaria sordida, 2397 nucleotides long. NCBI's taxonomy places the organism in Eukaryota, Metazoa, Rotifera, Eurotatoria, Philodinida, Philodinidae. The record is from the annotation of a GenBank genome assembly.